AUGUCGCAAAACAAUAAAUCGAUGCUGAAAAUCUUGCUUUUGGGGGACGAGUUCGUUGGAAAAUCUUGUCUGGUACAUCGGUAUGUGUACGGAGGAUAUUCUGAAAAGAACCUUAAUGAAUUCCCGGUUGCUCUUGUGGGUACUAAAAUUGACUUGGAAAAUGAAAGAGAAGUGUCAACGCAAGAAGCCCAGAAGUGGUGCGAUGAUCUCCUCAUUCCCUACUUUGAGUGCUCGGCACAAGAUGGAACCAACGUGAAAGCGGCAUUUCAUGCAUUGCUGUUAAGAGUCAUGAACUCGCGAACAUAGCAUUGUU
This is a messenger RNA of Drosophila albomicans, 313 nucleotides long. Its product is annotated as ras-like protein RAS2. Gene Ontology annotation, molecular function: GTP binding; GTPase activity. Bases 1 to 306 code for a protein of 101 amino acids. The record is from RefSeq and is a predicted model, not a curated record. NCBI's taxonomy places the organism in Eukaryota, Metazoa, Arthropoda, Insecta, Diptera, Drosophilidae. The transcript is spliced from 3 exons.